Terrapene triunguis (Three-toed box turtle) is the source of this 2978-nucleotide messenger RNA. RefSeq names its product glycerate kinase-like. The transcript is spliced from 2 exons. Gene Ontology annotation, cellular component: cytoplasm. The record is from RefSeq and is a predicted model, not a curated record. Lineage: Eukaryota; Metazoa; Chordata; Testudines; Emydidae. The coding region runs from base 1 to 909 and encodes 302 amino acids. Gene Ontology annotation, biological process: protein phosphorylation. Gene Ontology annotation, molecular function: glycerate kinase activity.
AUGUCAGUGCUAAGCCUCAUCCUCUCUGAUGUCAUUGGCAACCCAGUGGACAUUAUUGCGAGUGGUCCCACUGUCUACAGUUCCCCCAGUGCUCAAGGCUGCCUUCAGAUAAUGACAAAAUACAAUCUGAUGAGCACCUUGCCCAGAUCUGUGAAAACAGUGCUGUCCAGCUCCGUCUCAGAUCCCAGUGGUCCGAAAGACUAUUCUCACGUCUACAAUGUUGUCAUUGGCUCAAACAGUUUAGCUUUAGAGGAGGCCAAACGCCAAGCAGAGGAUUUGGGCUACUGGACCCUGAUUUUGAGUGCAGGGGUGUGUGGGGAGGUCAGCAGAGUGGCCAAACUCUACAGCCAGCUGAUUCAGUUUGUUUGCUUGAGCACAGCUGGACUUGGAGAAGGUCCUCUAAGAGACCAGGUGAGAGGAGAUCUUCUAAAGCUGGCAGCAGAGCUAGAGAUCCCAGGUUUUAACCUUGUGGAUUCUUUGAAGGCUUUGCAAGGAUUGGAGUCUGAAAGAUCGGUUUGCCUGCUGGCUGGUGGAGAGACCACUGUCCAGCUUCAAGGAAAUGGGAAGGGUGGGAGGAACCAGGAGUUGGCCUUACAGGUGGCAUUGGAGUUACACCGAGCUAAGGCCACUGGGGCUGGCUACUUCCUUGGGAAAUGUGAAGUCCUGUUCCUCAGUGGUGGGACUGAUGGACAAGAUGGGCCAACAGAGGCAGCUGGUGCCUUCUCUAGCCAGGAGCUGGUGGAUAAGGCUGCUAAGGAAGGUAUUGAUGUGGAGACGUUUCUGAGCAACAAUGACUCCUACACAUUCUUCAGUAAGUUCCAAAAUGGACAUCACCUUUUGCUGACUGGUUUAACAGGCACCAAUGUCAUGGACAUCCAGGCUAUUUUAAUUAGGGCUAGAGACAGAUAAGGAGAGCACCUCUACGAACUCCUCAGUUGUUUUUAAUUAGAGGCAUUGGUGAAAAAUGAGGGUACCAAUGUUCUGGAGAAAUCCAGACUGCUUAAAUUAGGGACAGCUGGCGAGGGCACUAAUAUCAUGGCUGUAAAAGCUACAUUAGUAAGGCACAUGGGUGGGUGACCAUGACCAUGUUCAAUCUGUUAAUUAGGAUCAGAGUAAGGUAAGAUAACACCAGCAUUAUGGGCAUUGGGACUGCAUUAACACCUUCCUGCCGAAGAGCCAGUAACAUACUGCAUUUUGGCUGUGGUUACAAAGAAUUCAAGAAUGCAGGGCUGAUGACUGGCAGGCAAAUAAGUCUGGGAUUUAUAAAGGCUUCUUAGGGAGUUUGAGUGCAAGUGGGGUUGUUGGACAUCUGACGCCCAGCCUGAAGCUCUAGGUUGCUGCUGUAACUUUCAUUACAUACAAAGCUAACAAGGUAUAUUAGACUAGUCCAUAGGGCCCUAAAUCCAGUGCACUCCAAGUUCAGCGGAGAUGAGCACAUGGCGUCAGUUUAACCUUUGGUCUUGGAUACAUGGCGAAAACACACCCAGCUGUGGCAUUAACACCAUGUUAGGUGAAGAACGGUGUGAACCAUGAUUCAGAUGCGCUGGUGCAGAAACCAUCUGAACGUGAGACCUUCUCCCCCGCUAUGUAACCUUCUCUGCCCUGGUGUGGUGACAUUUCCACCCCAUGGUUGGUAUUUCAUGGGGUAGCAUGCUGCAUUGUGUGUGUGUAUGCUACAAGCAUUCAGAGUAUUACCACCAAACCGGUCAGAAAGCAAUACAGCCUCUAGCCUGAGUCAUUGACCUUUUUACUGUAUAAAGUCAGUAGUCGCUGUCUUUCUGAUUAACUCCUCUAACUCCAUAGAACAAAAGGCCACAAAAUCUGUAAAUUCAACUCUCCUGACCCCUAUUGCUGCACUGAUCAAAGGGCAAAGCAGCUGGGGCUGUUGCUCUGUCAAACAGCAGAUCCCUCCAACCUUUGGGACAAUGCAGAGCACCAGCUACUUCAGCUUUGUCAUAAAUUAAAAUCAGAUCCUGCCUUGCCAUACUCAGCUCAGUUCCCAACGUGACACCUGAGGCCAGGUUUUCUAAGGAGCACAGCAGUCAACGUCUUCAUCUCUUAUGAAGAUCUGGCUGCUUACUGCGGUGCCUAAAUGGGAGCUGAGCUCGCUUGAAAUUCCAGCCCUGAUUUAAAACAUUUGAUUCAAACGAUUUGCAGAUGGAUGUAGCUGUGCCGUGUGGCUGAUCUAACUUUGCAACAUAAGUAUACCAUCCUAUUAAUGCCAUAAAUAGUGAAAUCAUUGCACAGUCAUGCUUAGCAAGAUUCAAAGAGGGACUGGACAUUUAUAAUAACAAGAAUAUCCAAGAAUAGUUAAUGCUAAUAAUAUUUUUGGAGGGCAUAUAAAACUUCAUGCUUUUUGGUUUUAAGUCAAUCCCUAUGCAAUAGAGAUUAGGAUUGGAUCUACAUGUCUACUGAGGGAUUUCUUGCGCCUUCCUCUGAGGCAUCUGGGCACUGGUAACUAUCGGAGACAAGAUCCUGGACUAUAUGGAUCUUGAGUCUGAUCCAGUCUGGCAGAUCCUAUGUUCUGAUGUGUGAUCUUGUGAUUAAGGCAUAGAUUUGGGAACCAGACAAGCUAGAUUCUAUCCCAGCUCUGCUAACACACCCAUAUAUAACCUUGGGCAAGUCACUAAUAUUCUGAGGCUCAAUUUCUUCUAUAACAUGGGGGUGACCAUCUUUACCUACAUCCCAGGGGUUUUGUGAGGCUAAAUUUGCUAGUGGUUGCAAAGUGCUUUGAAACCCACUGCUGGAAGGUGCUAGAGACCUACGACAUAUGAUAAACUGGAGGCAUGAAUACAAUGUCAGGGUGCAGUCUGUGGAGGAAAGUUUGUUCUGGGUGUGUGUGUGUUUGAAGGUUUCUCAGUGGAGUAGAGAAUGCCAUUUGAAUUUCCCUGUGUGUGUGGCGCCUACCAUAGUGGGACCCUGAUCUGAUUGGGGUCCCUGUGCAUUACUGCAGUGAAAAUAGCAUGAAUAAAUGCAAA